Messenger RNA from Oncorhynchus masou masou (cherry salmon), 6997 nucleotides. Its product is annotated as phosphatidylinositol 3-kinase regulatory subunit gamma-like. Gene Ontology annotation, biological process: insulin receptor signaling pathway; phosphatidylinositol phosphate biosynthetic process. Bases 889 to 3135 code for a protein of 748 amino acids. Gene Ontology annotation, molecular function: protein binding; 1-phosphatidylinositol-3-kinase regulator activity. NCBI's taxonomy places the organism in Eukaryota, Metazoa, Chordata, Actinopteri, Salmoniformes, Salmonidae. The record is from RefSeq and is a predicted model, not a curated record. Gene Ontology annotation, cellular component: phosphatidylinositol 3-kinase complex. The transcript is spliced from 16 exons.
AGCCACGCAUUUUUAUACCGGGCUAUAUGGACGUCUGCUUUUAUAUUCGUCUGUCUUUUAUACCGUGUGCAUUUUAACAAGCAAGUCACAUAAAUUGGAUAACGGUGCACGGAUAGAAGGCAAGAGCUCUACGGCACUGAAAGUUUCCAGGUAGGGCUGGCUGGCAGCAGUGAGACCUGUGUUUAAGGCAUUCUGCUGGAGUAGAGAGAGCUAGUGCUGGACUGGAUGCCCUGCCUGUCUGCUCUGCAGUGGAUUAAUGUUAUCCAGGUGUGGGAGGGAGCUAGGGUGGCCUGUCCUGAGUUCACUGUGCUGCAACACCUGACUGACAGAACAGAGGGGACACUGGGUAGGAGGAUCCCACAUCUAUCUGUGGAACACUGCCAACUCUGCAGAACCUUAGAAUCUCGGAGUCGAGGGACACACCCCAUCAACCCCAUCAAGGGCUCUAGGUCACCCUGUCUUGAAACAGUGCUACUCAGUGCUACCCUCCUCUGCCCCCCCCCCCCCAGUCUGUCUCUGUCUCUGUCUCUCCUCCAUGCCCACCUCAGACCUCCACAAGCCCUGGACACACCAGACGGGAGAGUUGAGACUGACUGACUGAUAGACAGGCAGACAGAGGGGUGGAACAUCAGAAGUGUACCUAACCGAGGACGACAAACAGACCCACUGUCUGGUUUCUCCUCCUCGGUGAAUGGUGCAGUUUCUCGCUGAUUCUAUACUAUUCUCUUCAACUCAAGGGCUCCUAGACUUUUGGGUGAACACUAAAGUACUAGUCCUCGCUAAGGCAUUGGAUUUAAGUUUGCAAAGUAAAACAGAGGACUUGAAUCAGUGACGCAGCAGACCUCAGUUGAAGCCUGAGGGACUAUCGAUGAGCCUGUGACUGUCGCCAUGACAGCCAAUGACAGCAGCUUCCAGUACCUCGCACUCUUCGAGUACAAACGGGAGCAUGGUGAUGACAUCAGCCUCCAGCCAGGGGACAUCCUGACGGUCCUGAAGGCCUCUCUGAAGGACUACCAGGAAGGGGAUGAACACCACAGCCCCAAGGGAUGGCUGCACGGCACCAACGAGCGGACCAAAGAGAAGGGCGACUUCCCCGGGACGUUUGUGGAGUACACUGGGGUGCUGAGGCAGGGGCUGCCUGCCGCCAAGCCCUGGCCCAGACCCGUUCCCCCAACGCCUGGGGGAACACAGAGCAGCGUGGGGCCCGGACACCAGCCUACAGGGGCCGCUGCAGCAGGAGUUGGGGGGCCAGGGGAAGCCCCAGAGGUGUGUGCUCUGCCUGACCAGGUUCCUGUGGCACUACACAGGCUGAUAGAAGCUCUGGAGAGACAAGGGUUGGAGAGUGAGCCUCUGUACCGGACCACCCCAGCCUCCACCGGACCCCCAGAACUGAGACAGGUUCUAGACACAGACCCAGCGUCAGCGGAUGUGGACGAGUAUGAUCUGGUGGUGUUGUCUGAUUGUCUGAGGGGUUUCCUUCAGGACCUGCCCUCUCCCAUCAUCCCAGCCAUGGUCUACAGUGAACUGAUCUACACCGCCCAAGAGACUCAGAGCGUGGAGGAGUGUGGCGAGAAGCUGAAGAAAAUCCUGGAGUCCCCCAGUGUCCCCCAGGCCAACCACCAGCUCCUGGUGCACCUCACCAGACACCUGGUCAGGGUGGCCCAGAGUGGGGCUCAGAACCAGGCCAGCCCCAGGCUUCUAGGCCAGACCUUCAGUGAGGCCAUCUUCAAACAUUCCCACUUCUGUGCGGACGUAAACCCAGAACACCACGUGAAGAUCAUGGAGGCCCUGAUUGCAGCCGGGGGACUGGUGGAGAUACAGGCAGCCCCAGCUCUUCCUCCCAAGCCGGCCAAGCCCAUGACUCCAGUGAGCAGCAGCAACGGUGUGAAGGAAGGGGCUGAGGGAUCGCUACAGGAAGCAGAGUGGUACUGGGGAGACAUAUCAAGGGAAGAGGUGAAUGAUAAGCUGAGAGACAUGCCUGAUGGGACAUUCCUAGUUCGGGACGCCUCCACCAAAAUGCAGGGUGACUACACACUAACACUGAGGAAAGGGGGCAACAACAAGUUAAUCAAGAUCUACCACCGGGAUGGGAAGUACGGUUUCUCAGACCCCCUGACGUUUGGUUCUGUUGUGGAGCUGAUCAAUCACUAUAGACAUGAAUCCCUGGCCCAGUACAACACCAAGCUAGACGUCAAACUCAUGUUCCCCAUCUCACACUACCAGCAGGACCAGCUGGUGAAAGAGGACAACAUUGACGCGGUGGGGAAGAAACUCCAAGAAUAUCACAAUCAAUACCAAGAGAAGAGCAAGGAGUAUGACCGGCUUUAUGAGGACUACACAAAGACUUCCCAGGAGAUUCAGAUGAAGAGGACUGCCAUCGAAGCCUUCAACGAGACCAUCAAGAUCUUUGAGGAGCAGUGUCACACACAGGAACGCUACAGCAAGGACUACAUGGAGCGCUUCCGCCGGGAGGGCAACGACAAGGAGAUUGAGAGGAUCAUGAUGAACUAUGAGAAGCUAAAGUCUCGUCUGGGGGAGAUCCACGACAGUAAGAUUAGUCUGGAGCAAGACCUGAAGACUCAGGCGCUGGACAACAGAGAGACGGACAAGAAGAUGAACAGCCUCAAACCUGACCUCAUCCAGCUCCGCAAGAUCAGGGACCAGUACCUGGUCUGGCUCAAUCACAAAGGAGUGCGUCAGAAACGAAUUAAUGAGUGGCUGGGGAUCAAGAACGAGAACACAGAUGAAGGGUACUUUGUCAGCACAGAGGAGGAUGACAACCUGCCACACUAUGAUGAAAAGACCUGGUUUGUAGGAGACCUGAACAGAACCCAGUCUGAAGACCUCCUACUGGGCAAACCUGACGGAGCUUUCCUCAUUAGAGAGAGUAGCAAGAAAGGCUGCUAUGCAUGCUCCGUAGUUGUGGAGGGUGAGGUGAAGCACUGUGUGAUUUUCAGCACACCGAAGGGCUACGGCUUCGCUGAACCUUACAACCUUUACAGCUCUCUGAAAGACCUAGUCCUGCACUACCACCAGACCUCCCUGGUCCAGCACAACGACUCCCUCAACGUCUGCCUGGCCUACCCGGUCUACACACAGAUGCCCUCCUCCUCCGGCCCUUCCCCACGGAGAUGAGCCCCCCCACGCCCAGAACCCCAACAGACUACCCACCCUACCUACCCAGCCCCAGGAGGGAUGAGGGGACAGGGGGACGGGGUUGGGGGGUACAGGGGUCAGCCUCAUAAUCCAAACUAGUACCCAGAACCUGAGAAAAACACCUGAGAGAGGGGAAAAAAGCAACAUAAACACUUGCUGCAACACACGUCAGCCACCUUGGAGUUAUAUAUAUUUUUACUAGAACAAUUGGAGGGCAUUCUUUGUAAAGACUGCUUGAUUUGCACAAGGAAGUUUUAAAUGUUUGUGAAUGUGAAAAAACGUAAGGAAAGGAGAAGAGCCGAGUUUCAGGUGACCUAAACUCCAGCCGGGACUCUUUUACAGAAAAACAUCAUCAUGAAAACACUCCAUUCUGAGGCUUUGUUUCCCGUCGUCCGUCUGUUUGCCCAAAUGAUUAUUUCAUUUCAUUCCUUUUACUUUUUUUUGCAGAGUUUGUUAUCUUCAUUUUUUUUCAUUUGGACAAUUAAUUUUGUUUACUGCUUAUUUGCUAAAUGCAAGAGAUGAUGAUGAUGAUGAUGAUGUCGAGUGUUCUCUGUCCCUCUCCGUAUGAGAAGCAAAAAUAAUGUAGCAUAACAAAUGAAGGACAGUUGUUCAGAGUGUUUCUCCACAUAGACUGCUGCUGAAGGGUUGGGGAGGGGAGGGGGAGGGGGAAUGGGGAGGACGAUAGAAGCAGACAGUGGAAGGGAGGGAAGAGUCGAAAGGGGCCACAUGCGGGGUUUGUCGUCUUAAAAGAAAAAAGCUUUUAUAUUAAGCAGAGAUGGAGAGUGAGUUUGCUUUCUUGCUUGGCUGGAUCCUAUUUCCUUUUGACACAUUGUAAGUUACGGUAACGUUACAAUCAUGAUGUUACAGUCCGUACAGAGACCAAAGUUGGCAUGAGGAGAGAAAAGUCCACCAUUGUGUUUUUCUUAGUCUGUAUGAACGGAGAAGAGAAAAUAGAGAGCUUGCUUUGUUUGAUACCACACAUACAGCAGAGUUUUGGGCCAGUGUUCGUCCACUAUACUGAAAGGUUUGGAUUAAACUAAAUGGUACGCACAGACAGAGUUGGUCGAUGGGUUUGACCGUCUGGAUUCCGGGCACGUCGAGUUAGAAGCACUUAUCUAAGAGGAGAGCCCAGGCGAGGACGCACCGUACGGUCUGACACCAGAAACAAACAACCUUAGAAGCUGAAAGACGUUUUAUGUGUGGUUUUAAAACAAGAAGGUGUAUGUAUGUGCUAAAGUCUGUUUAAAACAAACAGGGACUUGUUGUUUUGGUUCCAGAACCUUUGAGACAAUAAGCUUUGAUCUGAGAGCAGGUAGGGGGCGGAGGGGUUCCAAGCUGACGACACAUGCUUUACGUGAUGAUGAUGACGAUUAAAACUUGAAGAACAUGCAAUCCAACAUUGCGUUAUGGUUAUGUAGGUUAGCAGUCACCCGGAGAGCUGAACUAACCCAGCUCCCAGACAGACUCACAGGACAGAUCAUCAAAGUGCACAGUGAAGCUUUUGAAGAGCAAAUUAUUUCAACAACCUACAAAAAAUAUAUAUAUUUUAUUUUUUAUGUGUUUCACUCAAACUUCAUACUCGGUGCUUGACUUUAUAAUCAGUGGAAACAUUUCAAAAAAGAAAACCAUUAUAACAUUGUACAAUAAACAUUAACAAAAUGACAAACAAAACCACAAUCUGAAAUUUCCAGUAUAUUCAGUCACCUCUACUUCCUGAUAUGAAACUUUCUAUUCUGAUUGGCUGUUGUUGUUUGUCUACUGUUUUACCGUUGGCUCUCCUUGCUGCCUAUCCAAUGAGCCAUCUCUCAGACAGACAAUGGGCACGUGUGGGGGAUCCUGUCUCUCCCAGACAGUUGUCUCCUCUCUGACUGUGUUAACCUCAGGCCCUAUUUGAAGGCCUUGUUGACAGGAGAGGCUAGUGCUGCAGCAGAGGGUUGAUUUUGUUCUCGGGGUCACGAAGACAGCUGUUGUAAAUGGGACAAGCUCAGCCCUUACAACUAUGAGGAGAAAGCCCCCUCCAAAUUGCUGCCCCUUACUAUGCUCUAUUGGGGUAAAGACAACACUGUGAGUGUGGUAAGGCCCACUACCAAAUUUGAUCAAACAGAUAGUUACACAUAAAAAUGUUUAUUCAAAUAAUUAGUUCAUGUCACAUUUUGAAAACACGCUCGUUACAAAGUCAGACUGCACCUGUCUAUUGUCUGCAAGGUCUCUACUAAACUACCAGUGGAAACCAGUAUGGUGAAGGGGUCACACCAGUGAGAACCAGUACACUCUUAAAAAGAAAGGUGCUAUCUAGAACCUAAAAGGGUUCUUAGGUUUUCCUCAUAAGAGAACACUUUGAAGGACCCUGUUUGGUUCCAGGUAGAACCAUUUUGGUUCUAGGUUAACCCUUUUGGGUUCCAUGUAGAACACUUUCCACAGAGUGUUUUACCCAAAAGGGUUCUAGCUGGAAGCAAAAGGGAUCUACCUUGAACCUAAAAUGGCUUAUCCUAUGAGGACAGCCGAAAAAAACUUUUUUCUAAGAGCGUAAAGUGAAGGGGUCAAACUAAUGUAAACCAGUAUAGUGAAGGGGUCAAACUAAUGGAAACUAGUAUAGUGAAGAUGUCAAACUAAUGUAAACUAGUAUAGUGAAGGGGUCAAACUAAUGUAAACUAGUAUAGUGAAGGGGUCAAACUAAUGUAAACUAGUAUAAUCAUCAAAUCAAAUUUAUUUAUAUAGCCCUUCGUACAUCAGCUGAUAUCUCAAAGUGCUGUACAGAAACCCAGCCUAAAACUCCAAACAGCAAGCAAUGCAGGUGUAGAAGCACGGUGGUUAGGAAAAACUCCCUAGAAAGGCCAAAACCUAGGAAGAAACCUAGAGAGGAACCAGGCUAUGUGGGGUGGCCAGUCCUCUUCUGUCUGUGCCGGGUAGAGAUUAUAACAGAACAUGGCCAAGAUGUUCAAAUGUUCAUAAAUGACCAGCAUGGUCGAAUAAUAAUAAGGCAGAACAGUUGAAACUGGAGCAGCAGCACGGCCAGGUGGACUGGGGACAGCAAGGAGUCAUCAUGUCAGGUAGUCCUGGGGCAUGGUCCUAGGGCUCAGGUCCUCUGAGAGAGAGAAGGAGAGAAUUAGAGAACGCACACUUAGAUUCACACAGGACACCGAAUUGGACAGGAGAAGUACUCCAGAUAUAACAAACUGACCCCAGCCCCCGACACAUAAACUACUGCAGCAUAAAUACUGGAGGCUGAGACAGGAGGGGUCAGGAGACACUGUGGCCCCAUCCGUAUAGUGAAGGGGUCAAACUAAUGUAAACUAGUAUAGUGAAGGGGUCAAACUAAUGUAAACUAGUAUAGUGAAGGGGUCAAACUAAUGUAAACUAGUAUAGUGAAGGGGUCAAACUAAUGGAAACUAGUAUAGUGAAGGGGUCAAACUAAUGGAAACUAGUAUAGUGAAGGGGUCACACCAGUGGAAACCAGUAUGGUUGAGAGCGUUAGCAUCAGAACGAGGAGGAGCGUUAAGGCCAUUGUUUUCUAGCUUUGUGGUGGUGGAGUGUAACCCUCAUGUUGAAUAAAUGAAUGACUGAUGCAGCUACUGAUGCAGUAGUAGCUAGUCCUCCCUCCCUGCUGAGUGUCUCCCCUGUAUCUCCUCCACCACAGCACUUAACCUUUGAGCCAAUCACCUUUAUCUACCAUACAUCCCACCCCUUUCAAUGCCCUUGGAGUAGUGCCCUAAGAUAAGCCAGAAGAGGCAGGUGGGGGGGGUCACUAGGCCACAGGAGGAGCUGAAAGCCCUUGAUAGGGAACACAUGCAAGGGAGGAGGGGAGUGGCAUGACACACUCCCUCUAAAGACGAGAGUCACU